Messenger RNA from Cutaneotrichosporon cavernicola, 972 nucleotides. RefSeq lists its product as uncharacterized. The transcript has 4 exons. The coding region runs from base 1 to 972 and encodes 323 amino acids. The record is from RefSeq and is a predicted model, not a curated record. NCBI's taxonomy places the organism in Eukaryota, Fungi, Basidiomycota, Tremellomycetes, Trichosporonales, Trichosporonaceae.
AUGGCAUACCGCCCUCCUCAUCGUCGCGAUGCGCCUGCAUCAAUGGAAGGCGCCGACUCAGCUUCGCGCUCGAACUCGAAGGGCUCGCGGCGGGGAUACGGCCCGACGACCGGGCUGUGCAGGGGACGCUCGAGAAUGAGGGCCGUCACGGGAUACGCGGCGGGAGCGCGCGGCCAGGACCAGUACGACCAGGAGGACCAGUACGACCAGGAGGACCAGGAGGACCAGGAGGCAUCCGGCCCGAUGGACUACGACCGUCACAUCCGGGCUGACAAGCCUGAUUUCUUGGUUGUCGUCCGCCUCCUUCGUAAACUUCGGGAAGGCGUCGUUGCGUCGGGUCGUACCGACGCCUUUGCAGUGGACGUGUUCGAGGAUAGUGUGCGAUACGCUGUGCUGGCGCAUGAUGGGCCGCAGCUCAAUGCGGCAUUACAUGGUCUGGUGGGAAUGUAUGCGGUAACAAAACAAAAUCCGACGUACGCCCCGCUUUUGCUCGUGUACCAUCUCGUCCACUCGCCUCGGGCAGAGUAUCAGCGCGCCCUGGAGGCCAUGACGCUUCCACCGAGGCCAAUGCGCGUGGCCACUGGGAUGGCUGGCAUCUCUCUUGCUAGCCUCUCCCUCGAGCCCAACCCCAACACGCACACCAUCCCUGCCCCACACGCAGCCACCAUGCCUCUCUCCUCCCUCCGCUUCGUAACGGACGCAGCCCGCGCCCUCGCGGAAGAGACGUUUGAUCCCCUGGCCUUCGCGGCCUUGAUAGAAAACGACCCCGAAACGGAAGCGCUGGAACGAACACUCCUCGCCUGGGCUGCUCCCGCUGUCCGCGAACGCGCGGCAGCCCGCCUCCGGCGCGCGUACGUGAGUGUAUCAAUCUCCUGGGCAGGGAGGAUGCUCAACCUCCCCGCGGCGGGGGUGGAGAGCUGGGCCGUCGCGCAGGGCCUCGACGUCGUCGAUGGGGUGGUCAAGCUGCGCUAG